AGCGAAGGGCGUAUGUACAGCUUUUCGUCUCAUCUUUUCCCGAAUAUCACAAUAGGACACAUAUCCUGUCAUCCCUGACUUUCACAUAUAAGCCCAUCCAUCAUGGGACUCGCCCUGCACAACCAUCUGGACUCGUCCUGUCUUUCCAACCUCCUCGAGGACCGGCACCCGCCGGCCCAGAGCGAGGCCGAGGAGAACACGCAAUGCCCCUUCUUCUUUACCACGGAGAGGUACGAAACCCUCGCCGAGCGCCGCGAAUGCCAAAGGCGGCGCCGCCUGCGAGCACGCCAGCUCCAGCUCCAGGGCCACAGCCACCCCGCCAGCAGUGGCGGGAGGCCGCCCCGUAGAGCGCACAUGGGCCGCGACCUGGACGAGAAGGAGGGCCGCGACCUGGCCCGGAGCCCCGGCGGCGACGGCGGCGGCGGCCGCCGAACCACCCGCCGCCCCCCCUCGCUGGAGCGCCAGGAGGCCUUCCGCGACGGGAGGACGGCCAAGAAGCGCGUCUUCCCGCGCCGCUCCGGCGGUGAUGGCGGGGCGGGAGAAGACGACGACGACGACGACCCGGUCAAGGCAGAGCUGUAUCGCCUGGGCUUGCUCUACGAUGAUGAGCAUGAGCGUGGGUCCGGGUUCACCUUCGACGCUAUCGCUCGCAGCGAGCCGGCGUACAGGCUCAAUCUCCGGUCUGGCAAGCGCGGUCGCAAAGCGAGGGGUUCUUCGUCUUCUUCUUCCGGGGACGAGGACGCUCUCGGCGACCUCCCGCUAGACCUCUCGUUCGCGGCGCUCGGGGAGGACGAGGCGCUCGCGCAGUUCCUUGUCUCCCCCGGGGAAGAGGGACGUGGACCGGCUCGGGGGGACGGCGCUGGUGGCGACGUCGCGGGCCGGAACGGGGCGGCUAGGAUCGUCCGGCCGUCUGUGACGGUCAUCUACGAGCUUGAGACGGACGGGUCAACGAGCGUGUCGUUCCAGGAAUCCACUGUUCAAACACAGACGACUCACGACUUGCCCGAUCUGAUCUCCGACAAUGGCAGCGAGCACGACGACAGGGAGGAGGUCGGCGACGAGGAGACGGGCGAGUGGGAGAUGGUUCAGACGCGCGACGCGCCUGCCCCCGGCGGCGGCGGAGGAGGAGGAGGAGGAGGAGACGUGACAGCCACGGCAACAGCAACGGCGACAACACCCGCCAACCCCGACGCCUGGGUCGUGCUGGACUGACAACAGAAGACUUUUGGCUCGUAGCAGGUCCGCAUGUGAGGUCCCCCGCGCGCCACUCGGGACCUCGACAAUCCGCUUUUUGCCGGACUGGCCCUCUUUUAUCUUUUGUUUCUGCACAGCACACCCGGACGGGGGAACAGUGGGAGGCGCGGAUUGUGGUGUUUGGGGGGGGGGGCGGGCGAGAAGGGCUGGGCCCAACCUAGCUAGUGUGUGCUCGUGGCUGAGGCUGCUUGAGCUCGCUGCUGG
This is a messenger RNA of Phialemonium atrogriseum, 1458 nucleotides long. RefSeq lists its product as uncharacterized. Lineage: Eukaryota; Fungi; Ascomycota; Sordariomycetes; Cephalothecales; Cephalothecaceae. The coding region runs from base 103 to 1212 and encodes 369 amino acids. The record is from RefSeq and is a predicted model, not a curated record. The transcript has a single exon.